UCAGAGCAGUCAGAGCGGUCAGAGCCUUUAGACGCUUUAGACGCUUUAGACAUACAGACAGGUGCGAUACCAGGCGAAGAAUACAAAGUUGUUGUUCAAUACAUGUCAUUUUUGUUCGGCAGAAGUCCAGGCUGUAAAUCUGAUUGUUAAUAAUAACGGACAUUUGGUGAGCGUUGAAAUUGUAAUAUGCUUGAUUAUGAAGAUGAUUAUUUUUUGGAAGAAGACAAAAUCUUGAAUUUACUGCAGUAGCAGUUUUGGCCUCUCAUCAGUUGUGAUCUCUGCUUGCAAGUGGAUGUUUAUUGUUUAGUUUCUCCAUUCCUUCCUUUAUUGAUUCUGCACUUUGAAUGUGGCCGAAUUAUUCAAGAUUCCCAGAUUAUAUUCAGGACAGAAGUAGGGUACAACUGUGCAUGGUGAUCCUCGCCUUCUAGCCAUCAUGGAAGAUCGAAUUGACUCCAGUUCAUCUGUGAAGAAUAAGAAGUUGGGAAGACCUGUGAAAAUAAACAUGAAGGAAAUAGAAGGUGGUACUGAAGAUGAUGAAUUGAUAGACAUAAACCAGGAUGAUGAUCAUGAUCACCCUGAAGGUGGUCAUGAUGAUGACGAGGAGCAGAAGGCAUUGUUGGGUUCGCUGCAAGCUGUGGCAUACCAGAACACCAUGGGAAUGACAGUUACUUCCGGUAGUGUCACAAUUACUAAAGACAACUCCAACUUGAUUGGCAUCAGCAUUGGUGGUGGGGCUAGUCUGUGUCCAUGCCUCUACAUAGUGCAAGUGUUUGACAACACUCCAGCUGCUCGGGAUGGCACGUUGCAAAGUGGAGAUGAAUUGGUGGGGGUUAAUGGAGCAUCUGUCAAAGGGAAGACCAAAGUUGAAGUGGCCAAGAUGAUACAAGCUUGCAAGGAAGAGGUAACUAUCAACUAUAAUAAACUUCAUGCAGACCCGCAACAAGGAAAGACACUGGACAUUGUGCUUAAGAAAGUGAAGCAUCGCCUUGUGGAGAACAUGAGUACUGCGACAGCGGAUGCUCUUGGUCUGUCCCGUGCAAUACUCUGCAAUGACACAUUGGUCAAGAAACUGGAGGAGCUAGAACAGACAGAGAUGAUGUACCAGGGCCUUGUUGAACAUGCGAAAAGAGUUCUGAAGGCCUUUUUUGACCUCCUCCAAGUUUAUAAAGCUUUUGGAGAUACAUUUGCUGAAAUAGGGGUUCGUGAACCCCAGCCUCGAGCCAGUGAGGUAUUUCGUCAGUUUGGUGAUUAUCACCGACAGAUGGAAAAGUAUGGCAUAAAGAUGCUGAAGUCAGUUAAACCUAUUUUAUCAGACCUGGGUACGUACCUGUAUAAAGCGAUACCUGACACAAAGCUGACCAUUCGAAAGUAUGCUGAUACCAAGUUUGAGUACUUGUCCUACUGUCUCAAAGUAAAGGAAAUGGAUGAUGAAGAGUACAGUUAUGGAGCUCUUCAAGAACCUCUGUAUCGUGUUGAAACUGGAAACUAUGAGUACAGGUUGAUCCUACGAUGUAGACAGGAUGCACGAACAAGGUUUGCGCGCCUUCGUUCAGAUGUAUUGGUCAAGCUGGAAUUACUAGACAACAAGCAUGUGCAGGAUGUUGUAUGGCAGCUUCAGCGUCUCGUAGCAGGAUUAGCUGAGUUUCAUGGAGAGACCCUCAGUUUGCUGCAAGGGAACUCACUCUUCCCAAUAGAAGUUGAUCUAGCACGAUCUGCAUUCCAGUACAAAUCUACUAGUCCUGUUGUCCAGGAUGGAGCUGAAGAUGAAGAGGAUGAUGAAUUGCUUCAAGCUGAUGAAGCCAAGGAGGAAUUCAUUAGCUUGAUUCCAGAACUCAGAGAUUGAGUCAGUUCUGGUGCACACAGUUUGAAUGUGGGUACAUUCAUCAUGGGAAGGCCGCUGAUGCUGAAGCAUGUCUGAGAAGGCAGUGAAGAAUUUCUAUUCAGGACUUCUUGAAUUUUAUAAAGAUUAUUCUUCUUCUUCUUCAGUCUUUCAUUUAAAUCAUGCUCCUUUUUCGUGGUGAUGAUCACAUACACCUGUUAGCUUCUAGAUGAUAACUUGGAUACAGUUUAACAUCAGACUGAUAGUAGAUUUACAAGAUGUAUUGGAAAGUUCCCAGACUAGGUCAAAAAAGAAAUGUUGCCUAAACUUACUCAAUUUGGUUGCUGUUUCCUUCAAAAUAGUCUCCUUCAGAAUGUAUACAGCGAUCCAGUCAUUUCUUCCACACUUUAGAAGCACUGUGGAAGUAAUUUUCCUUAAUGAUGUCGAAUACCACUUGUGAUUCCCUUUGGAUGUCAGACACUGUUUCAAACCAUUGUCCCUUCAGUUUCAUUUUCAAACUGGGAAACAAAGCGAAAUCACAGGAGGCUAAGUCUGGGGCAUAAGGAAGAUGGGGACUGAUAACCAUGGUGUAGAUUCUGAAGGGUUCUUGCAAUAUAGUACAGCACUCAAAAUUACUGGGUUUUUUGUUUUGCCCCCCCCCCCGCUCCA
This is a messenger RNA of Cryptotermes secundus, 2488 nucleotides long. RefSeq names its product PRKCA-binding protein (gene PICK1). NCBI's taxonomy places the organism in Eukaryota, Metazoa, Arthropoda, Insecta, Blattodea, Kalotermitidae. Bases 434 to 1843 code for a protein of 469 amino acids. The transcript is spliced from 11 exons. Gene Ontology annotation, molecular function: protein domain specific binding; protein kinase C binding; phospholipid binding. Gene Ontology annotation, biological process: receptor clustering; positive regulation of receptor internalization; dendritic spine maintenance. Gene Ontology annotation, cellular component: trans-Golgi network membrane; neuron projection; postsynaptic early endosome. The record is from RefSeq and is a predicted model, not a curated record.